AUGACGGCGGGUGAAGACCCCACGGGCAGAACCAGCGCUUCACCACCGCCCCAGCCCGCCGCGACCGACGACAUCCAUUCCUCCACUACGUCGUCCUCCACCACAACUCCGAUCACCGCUUCCUUCCAUCACCAUCAAAUCCGCUCCUCCUUCCCUGAUUGUCAAUCAGUCCGCGGUCACGAGGGCUUUGUGCAGCCCUCUUCUUACCUUCGUCCCCGAGGUCUUUCGCAUCCAAUGGCCCCUGCCCAGCCCGAGAGGGCGAUCGAUCGGGAAGAACGUCAGGGUCUAGUGAGUCUUUCUCUCUUUUCUUUUCUUUCCUUUGCUUUUUUUUUCUGGACUUCUUCUUUAUUUCCUGCUCUACGCGCCUUGCUUCGUCGCGCGUUCCUGUUUGAUUACUGCUAUUUUUAUCUAUCUGUAUUUUCUUUUUCCCGAGUAUCCUUGCAUCUUCCCUCCCCCCUCCAUGCCCCUCAUCUUGUCCUAUGGUCGUGUCGCGGGCUACGAUUCUCCUCCGCGUCCACUCACUCGUCAACGUCGCAUGGGAUUCUCGAAUCCAGGGCAAAUUAA
Molecule: messenger RNA, 564 nt
Organism: Aspergillus melleus
Lineage: Eukaryota; Fungi; Ascomycota; Eurotiomycetes; Eurotiales; Aspergillaceae
Product: AMP-activated serine/threonine-protein kinase regulatory subunit
Exons: 1
Coding region: 1-564 (187 amino acids)
Source: RefSeq, a predicted model, not a curated record